AUGACAAGAUCUAGAUCAAGAUCACCACGAUGGAAACCGAGGUCCUUAUCUCCAGCAUUUAGGAGUCCAGAGCACCAUAGGCAAAGGCAUACUCAUAUUAAUUAUGACUGUGAAUAUAAAAGCUUUCGUAAGGACCCAAAGAAGCCUAUGCCUUGGAGAAUGGAAGAUGAAAAAUACGGACAAAGCAAUUCCAGGUUUGCACCUCAUGGAAAUAACCACCAGAGAAUACACGAACGUAGAUCACCUUCACCAAACCUGAAAAGAAUUCCCAUGGAAGAUACUUACAGUCAUAAGCCCUACAGAACACAUUCAUCUGAAAGAACUGAAAGCAAUAGGAGAUGCCAGUUACCACCAAAAUACUUGGAAAUACCAUAUAAAGAGCAUGAUCGUCCGUUUUACCAACACAAAAUGGAAGACAGAUAUGUGUUUGAGCACUACAAAGUCAUGGGAAAUGAAAAAGGAAUGAAACCUUUUCAUAGACCGUUAGGGGCUUCCUGUAAAUUUGAAAGAAAAUGGCAUGAAGAUGGCUUGAGGCACCAGAGGUUGCAGGAAGAGAAGUAUGGUCAGUCACCCAGAAGAGUUUCUGAUGAAUUUACGGCAAGGAGCUCUUUACAGAAGAGGUAUCCUGAAGAUCACGAUUACAGAGAAUAUGGACACACGUCUAAAAGGGCUAAAGAAAUGGAGAGGUAUGACGGUGGAGAAGUAGCAAGAAAUUCCAAGUGGAAGCAAGAACGUUCUUUUCCACCCUACCAAGAAAAGGAGGAGCAAAGAAAUCUGGGUGCACAGUCCCACCGAUCGGCUGAAAGGGAGUACUCAGAGGUUUCUGUGACAAAGAUAGCCUAUGAGUACAGUCACAAACGGCGCAGGCAUCCAGAUGGGGAAAAGCCUGUUUCAGAUGAUAGAGCUCAGAAGUAUGUGAAGCAGGAAGACCAGAAAUAUGGUUCUUCUAAGGGUGCCCAGAAUAGCAAAGAGUUAGAUUACUUUAGUGGUGGAAGAGCAAGACGGACUGAAGAAGGGCACAUUGAAGUACCUGUUAAAUACAGUUCGAAGAAGGGCUGCAAUACUUGUGUUAACUCUUCCGAAAUGGGUGUUGAUCUGAGAUCUUUUAAAAACAAGCCGAAGGACAGAGUAAGGAAAGAAGGGGAAUUCAGGAAAAAAGUAGAUUCCUCUGAUAGCCAGCAUGAUUCAAGUGAUACUGUUUCAGAUGUGAAAAUGUCAGAUGUCAACUGUAGGAGGGAACAUCUCACAAUCAAAGUGGAUAUGAAGAAAAUGGUGACCAAGUACAGGACUGCUUCUAGUCAUACUACAGAGAGACAGAUGUCCCAUGAUCUGGUUGCCAUUGGCAGGAAAACCGAAAACUUUCAUCCCAUUUUUGAGCACAUGGAAUCUGUAACACAAAAUGUUGAAAAUGACCCAUCAAGAGAAUUUACUCAGGAAAUAAUCACAAUUAUCCAUCAAGUUAAAGCAAAUUAUUUUAAAUCUUCUGACAUAACUCUACAUGAACGGUUCUCAAAAAUUCAGGAUAAACCAAUUGCAAAUAUGAAUGAAGCUAAAAUACGUUUGGAUCCAGAAAUUCACAGGAGGAUUGACAUGUCUCUAGCAGAACUUCAGAACAAACGAACUGUGCCAUUUGAAUCUCCCCAGAACAUUAUGAGAGUGUUAGAAGAUCCAAAUGAUCUACGGCAUGAUAUAGAAAGGAGAAGAAAAGAGAGACUGAAGAGUGAAGAUGAGAGAGUGUUUCAUGUAGAUGGUGUAACUCCAAGGUAA
Messenger RNA from Cariama cristata (Red-legged seriema), 1767 nucleotides. It is a transcript of the gene BCLAF3, whose product is annotated as chromosome unknown open reading frame, human CXorf23. The transcript has 7 exons. Gene Ontology annotation, cellular component: mediator complex. The record is from RefSeq and is a predicted model, not a curated record. Gene Ontology annotation, molecular function: transcription coregulator activity; DNA binding. Gene Ontology annotation, biological process: positive regulation of transcription by RNA polymerase II. Bases 1 to 1767 code for a protein of 588 amino acids. NCBI's taxonomy places the organism in Eukaryota, Metazoa, Chordata, Aves, Cariamiformes, Cariamidae.